AUGAAUCAUAACAAGAUAGGAGUUUAUCAUUCUGAAUCAAUUGAUUCCAGCUCAGUUGAAUCAUCAACUAUACAAUCAAGAAUUUUAUGUGAAUGUUUUCGAAAAAGAAAGUUGAUGUGGAUAAUCAUUUUUUGUAUUGUCAUAGUGUUAAUUAUAAUUAUACCAAUAAUUAUUGUUAAAACGAAAAAAGUAAAGGAACCACAGGUAUCGACUACAAAAAUAAUAUCCAUAACAACAGAAGAACCAACAACACAAGCGGCACCUAUACCAUCAACAACAACAACAACAACAUCAGCAACAUCAUUAUCAUCAUCAACAACAACAACAAAUGGUCAGUAA
This is a messenger RNA of Adineta steineri, 339 nucleotides long. The record is from the annotation of a GenBank genome assembly. Lineage: Eukaryota; Metazoa; Rotifera; Eurotatoria; Adinetida; Adinetidae.